Messenger RNA from Centropristis striata (black sea bass), 7617 nucleotides. It is a transcript of the gene epha7, whose product is annotated as eph receptor A7. Lineage: Eukaryota; Metazoa; Chordata; Actinopteri; Perciformes; Serranidae. Gene Ontology annotation, cellular component: neuron projection; plasma membrane. Gene Ontology annotation, biological process: protein phosphorylation; cell surface receptor protein tyrosine kinase signaling pathway; axon guidance. The transcript is spliced from 17 exons. Gene Ontology annotation, molecular function: ATP binding; protein binding; transmembrane-ephrin receptor activity. The record is from RefSeq and is a predicted model, not a curated record. The coding region runs from base 92 to 3106 and encodes 1004 amino acids.
GUACAUAGAGCCGGUUUAGUGUCGUCAAUGGGAAGCACACGAGACGGUGGCAAAGCGAGUUACGGUCUAGAUUGAAAUCCGCGGCUGCACCAUGCUCUCCAGGUCUAUCCCGUGUCUGUGGAUUACAUUUUGCCUUCAUUUAUGCUGUUAUGUAGACAGCGGAGAAACACAGAAUGCGAAGGAAGUGAUUCUGCUGGACUCCAAGGCACAACAGACAGAACUGGAGUGGAUCUCCUAUCCUCCCAAUGGGUGGGAAGAGAUCAGCGGCUUGGAUGAGAACUACACACCCAUUCGCACAUACCAGGUUUGCCAAGUCAUGGAGCCCAAUCAGAAUAACUGGCUUCGGACUAACUGGAUAGAGAAGGGCAAUGCCCAGAGAAUUUUUGUGGAACUGAAGUUCACCUUGAGGGAUUGUAACAGCCUACCUGGUGUGGUGGGCACAUGCAAGGAGACAUUCAACUUGUAUUACCAGGAAACAGAUUCUGAGGUGGGCAGGAGCUUGCGGGAGAACCAGUACGUUAAAAUUGACACGAUUGCUGCAGAUGAAAGCUUCACGCAGGGAGACCUGGGAGAGAGGAAGAUGAAGCUGAAUACAGAAGUGCGCAUAAUUGGCCCCCUGUCCAGACGCGGCUUCUACCUGGCCUUCCAGGAUGUAGGGGCGUGUAUCGCCCUGGUCUCUGUCAAAGUUUAUUACAAGAAGUGUUGGUCUAUAAUCGAGAACCUGGCCACGUUCCCAGACACUGUUACUGGAUCGGAGUUCUCCUCACUGGUGGAGGUCGAGGGCAUGUGCGUGAGCGACGCCGAGGAGGAGGCCGACAACUCUCCCAAGAUGCACUGCAGCGCUGAAGGGGAAUGGCUCGUGCCCAUUGGGAAAUGUAUAUGCAAAGCUGGAUUUCAUCAGAAAGGAGACGCAUGUGAACCUUGUAGUCGUGGUUUCUACAAGUCUUCCUCCCAGGAACUUCAGUGCUCUCGUUGUCCAGCUCACAGCUUCAACGACCGCGAGGGCUCCUGGCGCUGCGACUGCGAGGACGGCUACUACCGAGCACUCUCUGACCCUCCGUCUGUGGCCUGCACAAGACCUCCCUCCGCGCCACAGAACCUGGUCUACAACAUCAACCAGACCACCGUCAGCCUGGAGUGGAGCCCGCCGGCUGACACAGGUGGCCGUAACGACGUCACCUACAGGGUUAUAUGCCGGCGAUGCAGCUGGGAACCGGAGGAGUGUGUUCCAUGUGGGCAGAAUGUGGGAUACUCUCCCGCACAGUCAGGAUUAGUGGACACUUAUGUGACCAUCGUGGACCUGCUCGCCCAUGCCAACUACACUUUUGAAGUAGAGGCUGUCAAUGGGGUGUCAGACCUGAGCCGCACGCAAAGGCUAUUUGCCGCAGUCAGCAUCGCUACUGGUCAAGCAGCUCCAUCCCAGGUCAGCGAGGUCAUCAAGGAGAAAGUGCAGCAGCGCAGCAUCCAGCUGUCCUGGCAGGAGCCCCAGCAACCCAACGGCGUCAUUACAGAAUAUGAAAUCAAAUACUAUGAAAAGGAUCAAAAGGACCGAGUUUAUUCCACGGUACGGUCAAAGUCCACAUCAGCCACAGUGAACAACCUGAAGCCCAGCACAGCCUACGUGUUCCAGAUCAGGGCCUUCACAGAGGCAGGAUUCGGUACCUAUGGCCCCAGACUGGAGAUAACCACCAAGGAAGAAGCCACAGCUGCGAUUGUCUCCAGCGAGCAGAACCCCGUCAUCAUCAUAGCGGUGGUGGCCGUGGCAGGGACCAUCAUCCUGGUGUUCAUGGUGUUCGGCUUCAUCAUCGGGAGAAGGUACGCUCUCGCGGGCCCCAUUGACUCUCCGCUCCUACACUGCGGGUAUAGCAAAGCUGAUCAGGAGGGAGACGAGGAGCUCUACUUCCAGUUCAAAUUUCCAGGCACCAAAACCUACAUUGACCCUGAAACCUACGAGGACCCAAACAGGGCUGUCCAUCAAUUUGCCAAGGAGCUGGACGCGUCCUGCAUUAAAAUUGAGCGGGUUAUUGGAGCAGGAGAGUUUGGGGAGGUGUGCAGCGGCCGGCUAAAGCUGCCUGGAAAACGGGAUGUGUCGGUCGCAAUAAAGACAUUAAAAGUGGGCUACACGGAGAAACAAAGGCGGGACUUCCUGUGCGAGGCCAGCAUUAUGGGACAGUUUGACCAUCCUAAUGUGGUCCAUCUGGAGGGAGUCGUGACGAGAGGAAAACCAGUGAUGAUUGUCAUCGAGUACAUGGAGAACGGCUCAUUAGAUGGUUUCCUCAGGAAACACGAUGGUCAGUUCACAGUCAUCCAGUUGGUGGGAAUGCUGCGGGGCAUAGCAGCAGGAAUGAGAUAUCUCUCUGAUAUGGGAUACGUCCAUCGAGAUCUAGCCGCACGAAACAUCCUUGUCAACAGCAAUCUUGUAUGUAAAGUGUCUGACUUCGGCCUGUCAAGGGUGAUAGACGACGAUCCCGAGGCUGUCUACACAACAACUGGCGGCAAAAUACCUGUCCGAUGGACUGCGCCAGAAGCCAUACAGUAUCGUAAAUUCACCUCUGCAAGUGACGUGUGGAGUUAUGGCAUUGUCAUGUGGGAGGUCAUGUCCUAUGGAGAACGGCCCUACUGGGAUAUGUCCAAUCAAGAUGUCAUAAAGGCUAUAGAGGAGGGCUACCGUCUUCCAGCACCAAUGGACUGUCCACCUGGCCUGCAUCAGCUAAUGCUGGACUGCUGGCAGAAAGACAGAGCCGAACGUCCCAAAUUCGAUCAGAUAGUCGGCAUCCUUGACAAGAUGAUCCGCAACCCUAACACAUUGAAAACCCCAGUGGGAACAUGUACAAGACCAAUUAGUCCACUGUUAGAUCAGAGCACACCAGACUUCACCGCUUUCCGCUCAGUGGGAGAGUGGCUGGAAGCCAUCAAGAUGGAGCGAUACAGAGACAACUUCACAGCAGCUGGCUACAGUUCCCUGGAAUCUGUGGCCAGGAUGUCAAUCGAGGACGUGAUGAGCUUGGGGAUCACACUGGUGGGCCAUCAGAAAAAGAUCAUGAGCAGCAUACAGACUAUGAGAGCCCAGAUGCUGCAUCUCCACGGCACCGGUGUCCAGGUGUGACGAACUGUGACAGGCCACAUUGGACAGGGCAAAAACAAAAACAGAACUUAUCUGGAGCAGUGCCUGGGACAUAACCGGGAUAAUCGUCAAAGUAAACGGACGUCUGUUAUGUCUGACUCUUCCGGCAGUGUCUGGAGUGAAAUCAUUCCUUUGUUCCUCAGUGAAGGAUUGUGGUCCGUCUCUUCAAAGGGCACUAAAGAGAGGAAAAGGGCAAAAAAAAGAACAGCAACAAAAAAAGAAACUACCUGGACGAGAUUUUUUCUUUUGUAUUACUUUUUUAGAAGCGCUUAUAAACUCAAUCACAUAUCAAAUGGCGCAUCGGAAAGAAGUUUGACGCCUCUGUUUCUUUAACUAAAUGAAUGAUUUCAAUGCUAAUGGCUGUAGCUUUCCUUUAAACAACAACAAUGAAAAGCAACUUGUCUAGCUGCGGUGGUUUCACUUGUUCCUUUUUUUUCUUAUUUGUUCACUUUCUUUCUGUAUGCCACAGUGACAUGGUGUGGCCCAUGCAGCAGUCUUAUUUUCUUCUACUUGGACUUGACAACAGGGUAAACUCUCUUUUAUCCAAACACAGAGGGAACUUUUUAGGUGCAGAUUCAAAGGUACAUUUUGUGCUGACCCAUGCUGGACUGUUUGAACUGUUUGCAGUGACUUGUGUUUUCCUUCUUGUGCUGUUGAAGUGAAAAUGGUAUCCUCACAUGCUUGUUUUCAGCCUACAGGAGUGGAUUUUUGACGUGGUUUCAAACUUUUUUUUUAUUAAGGAAUUUUCUGAAAAGUGCAACACUGAAGAGACGCAAGAGGUCAAUUGUUCUUCGAAUCAACAGACUUUAUAUCAGAGUAGCAAUAUCCUUUGUCUUAGUGUUAACUACAGGAAACUCAGAACAAUAAGUUGGUUAUUGAGUAAAAUGUUGCAGCACUGUUGGAAGAUUUGCUACCGCAAAUUGUUUUGCCAUCACUUUGCUAAAAUGUUGCACACAGUGUUUGUUUUGGUACAUUGUUCUGCUGCAAAUACAAUUUUGAAGGUGGAACCAAGAACGGUGUAGACUAAAUACUGCCUUAAAAUGUGUUAGAGUAAGUAUUGCCACUAUUUGAGGCACUUCAAUGGCAAUGCUUGGGCUGGAUAAGCUCCUUUUUUUUUCCUUGUAGUGUGAUGUCUUUUUAUCUGGAACUUGAACUGGUGAAAUCAAGUGCAUGGACAGGGUUUAAUGCCACGAGUGACACAGUCAGCAAAGAAGAGACGGACUAAACAGAGCAAUAAUUACCAGGUAGAAACAGUCCUCAGCUGAGAUUUUUAAGGUGCUAGGUUUUAUCGCAUGUGGGUGCUGUGAUGAGACAAACUCUUUGGAAAAAUUCAGCCACCACCAGAAAGAAAAGGCAUGUACCAUUUUGACCUACAAAUGGUUUGAGAAGUGUUCAGAAAACUGCCGUGCCAAGUCAUCAAAUGAAAUAAACAUGUCAUAUUUUGCCACUAUGACAUGCUAAAUGCUUGAUGGAAAUCUAACAUGGCAUGGAAAUAUGGAAAGGAGGUUGUAGAGAUGAAAGAGUCACCAUUCGAAACAUUAGGCAGGUGCCAACUAGCAAUGCUGACAUCAUCUUCCGACAUUAACACACCAUCCAGAAAUCAAAGAGCUCCUUCAGAGUUUGGGUCCGAAAAUGCAGGAACAAACCGUGGAACUUGAGUCAGACUCAGAUCGUGCUGCUAAAUCCCACCGUCCCAUCUCUGUAGGCAGCCAUGCAGCUCCCUUGUUUAUUCAUGCUUCUCUGCCACUCAUCCCUCACAGGCGUAGAUGUGACGGAACAUGCAUUAAAGUGUCUCCUAAGAUUGCUCCUCUUUUCUUCCAUACGGCUUUGUAUGGAGAACAGAGGCGAGGGGGCUUUGCAGUAGAUGUGCUAAAAGCCAAUCAACCUAUUCGGUGCCAUCUGUCUCCACUUCAAAUACAAAAAAAGGAGAAAGUUUCCUUGUUGAGUAUGUUUUAGAGCAGUAUUCUUUGAUAAGAAAAUGCAGUUUUUCAGAUGUCAUGUAAAAAGAAGUUGUGUUCACAGAGGAAAAAUAUUACAACUAUAUCUUCUGCUGCUGCUGUAACUAUAUUUUCAAAGCCACAGAUAUUUCUUGUGUUUUCGUCUCGAAUGCAUAAAAAAAACAUAACCACAUCAGGAAUCAACAACACUGAGCUCACAGACAAAAGCUUUCUUCCUUCUCUCUUUUUUUUCUUAAACUGCAUCCACAUUAAGCAACAGCUUACAGCUACAAUUGAAAACAUCAUUUUCUCCCUCGUUUUCGCCCUAUGUUUCAGACUAAUCAGGUUUGAAGCCUUUAAAAAAAGGGUCUCCAGGGUGGAUAAAUCUAAAAGCUUAGACAGUAUUGAGUGAAGUCUGUCAUCUACAAAGGGAUAGCUAUAAUCUUAAAAUGUAUGUGGACAAUUGACAUGCAUGGCUGCAAAGAUUCAUGUACGUUUGUCUGCACUCAUAGUCUGCAUAGUCUAACUUUAUGGACUAGAUGCAGAUGGUCCAUGCAGACCUCAGGGACCUCUGGAAUAUGGAAAGUAUAAUUUGGGCAUAACCCUCUCUGUGCUCUUUAAAAGUUAAUGGAGCUGAUCGCACAAUACAGGUGGUCUCAAUAAUUCAGUUUAUUUUGCCUGACAACUUUGUGAUCACUAAAAAAAGAAAAAAAUAUUUGGGAUACAACUAACGAGUGUUUGCAUUAUGAAUUACUUUUUAUUUUUCCAAUUAAUCCAUUGCUCCAGAAAAUAGUUAAAACUGCCCAUUAUAUUUUUUAAAAGCCCAGGUGACAAUUGUCUUCAGAGAUAUUCAGUUACCUAACAUCCAGCAAAGAUUCACAUUCAUGUUGGAACCUAUGAAUGUUUGGUAUUUUUGGUUUUAAACAUUAAGUCAGUUGUACAUUUUCUGUUGAUUAAUUAAUCAACUAAUUAUUGUCGUUUUACAUUUCACUGGCACAGUUGCAUAAGAAUGGAUGUUUUUUUAACAGGUAAUCUUGAUGCAAUCAAAUCACAAUUUUAUUCUUGUUCCAUUGUCUGACAACAUAAAGAGAGAGAGAGGAGUGCCGAUUAAAAGUAAAGAGAGAAAAUAAAAAAUGAGGACUACUAAGUGUUGAGUUGUAUGAAAACACUAUAAAUGGAAACGGAAAUUAGGAGGUCUGUGCCACUGUUUAGACAACUGUUCUGUUCACUGACCAAAAUAAGACACAAUUUCCCCUUGUACUAUUGUCCAUCUGCUUGCCGAGGACAAGGAUCUUAAUGAAAAUUACCUCAAGAGCUACUGUGGAUGCACAUUGUUUUUUUCACAUACAUUGUGUUUUCAGAGUGAUCUAUCUUAGUGUGGAUGUAUGCUUAUAUCUAUUUUCACUGUGGGACUCACCUUUAUGUGGAGACACCAGGAAUUAGUCCUGACCAGCUCUGAGCUCCUGUGUCACACACACACCUCCCUUUAUCCAUACAGCAGAGCUCAGCAAUUGGGCCUUGGCCAGACCUUUGAAUUGAAUACCGGCAUAAAGUCAUUCAGUCAGCACAAACUCCCCAGUUCACAGGCAGCACUCUGUCUUACCCCCACUCCCUGCUCUGAUUUUAAAACCGGGCCCCUAGAGGCCCCUCACAUCCCAGGGUAGAAUGCCUCUGUCCCCUUUUCCUGUGCUGGGGAAACAGCAGUUUAAGCCAAAUUGAGAUUAAGGCCAGGAUACAAUCGAUUCAACGUCCAAAUCACCUUUAACCUUCACCAACAGCAGCCACUCUGCUGUCUGUUUCAGCUUGUUUCAUCCACAUUUGUAAACUUCAGGUUGCUCAACUCUGGACAAGAAAAGUUUUGUUGUGGCUCUAUUUCAGCAAAAAAAAAACACACAAAAAAAACACAAAAUUCAAAAAGACAAAAAACAAAAACCUGCUGAUGUAGAAGGUUGGUUGGAAUCAGGAAUAGUAGAUAGAGUAUGAAGUUAUUUUUCAAAUCUUGUGGUUCAACAGUUGGAAAUUAGUUUCACCACUUUGGCAAGGUGGUGGAUAAUUCCAAAGAGUGCAGCACUGAUUGUGUCAGAAAGAGAGGCGAGAUUUGAGGGAAUCUUUGUACAUGUUCUAAUUGUAAAACUUGUACAUUUUAUUUAUAUUGUUUUUUACACAUAUUACUCAGUAGAGAGCUCUGAAUACAUUGAAAAUGCACUAUAUUUUUCUAUCUUGCAGAUGAAUUAUUGUCACCCACAAGAUUUCAGUUGUACAUAAUUUUUCAUUUAGGACCAAAGACAGCUGAUAGGAUUUCCAUCUUUACUUUGACUUUGUUUUGAUUUUGCCUUUUAGUUUGUUGUACAGUAAUACAAAUUGUCAAUUUAUUAUUUAUUUUUCUGUGAUGAAAGUAUUGAGAAUAUUUACUGGUCAAAAGUAUUUUCCCCAACAGCAGAACUGUAAGAUCAUUUAAUUAGACAAUUCUUGUUACAUAGACAAUUCUUUUUGCUUUGUAACCUUUGUAAUAGACUGUACAUAUAUUUUUGGAAAUAUAAUACAAUCUCUAUAGAA